AUGAAACUUAGGACGGGAAAUAGUGACGAACUAUUGGCCUCCAUUCUUGGAUUAGAGUAUCAUCAAUUAGUCUCUGAGUAUGUGACUUCAGUUAAAACAGCCUUUGAAAAAAAAGUUCUUCCAUCAUAUUUCGGAAUAUAUUCAACCACCAGAGAAAUAAUACAGUCUCGAACUAGUGAGGUAGCAAAAAAAAUACUUGAUGCUAGUAAUGAGCAGCUUAUUAUUAUAUGUGAUGGCACGUACAUUAGACAUCAGAAAAGUUCUAAUAAUAUAUAUCAGAAAAAAUCUUAUUCCGGACAAAAAAAAACUCCUCUGUGUAAACCCUUUACAAUAUGCACAACUGAUGGGUAUGUGAUAGAUAUGGUUGGACCAUUCAACGCUAACUUGAACGAUGCAUCGAUAAUGAAAAAAAUAAUGUCUGAUAAAAACGGUUUAUCCAAGCUAUUGAAACCCGGUGAUAUAGUAGUAGUUGACCGCGGUUUCCGAGAUAUAGUAAAUGAUUUGGAGGGUAAGGGACUGAACGUGUUAAUGCCUGCCUUAAAAGGAAACAGAGCACAGCUUGACACUACUGAAGCUAACAAAUCGCGGGUUGUAACUAAAGUAAGAUGGGUAGUGGAAUCUGUUCACGGGAUAAUAAAACAAAAAUAUCGUUUACUCGAUCAUAAAGUCGACAAUAAAAUAUUACCAAAUAUCGGCUCAUUAUGUAGAAUUGCUUGUUUUUUAAAUAAUAAAUACGGAAGGAGAUUGCUUAGUGACACAAAUAACACUGAUGCAAUAAUAACACAUUUAAAAACUAAAUCUGACAUGACAGUUAAUAACAUGGCACAGUUAGUUGAGGAAAAUGGAUGGAUAAGAAAGAAAACUAUCUUUAAAAACAUAUCAAGCAAUGACCUAUUGGACUUUCCAGAGCUGACACAGGAUGAUUUGCAUAUAUUCUUCGGAGGUUCAUAUCAAUUAAAACAAUCAAUAUGCUACUUAGCGGAACUACAGAAUCCGGACGGGUCAAUUAACAUAGAGUAUUUAAAGGAAAAUGAAAUUCUAAGAAUUCAUAUCAAAUCGCGACAUAUAAAUAAAAAGACUUAUCAUAUUUUCAUUCGUUACAUUCCCAAUCAAAACAAUUACGCAAGCAUCACCGACCAUUACUGCACUUGCCCGAAUGGAAACCGAACUGCAGGCUGUUGCUCACAUAUUGCUGCAGUGAUUUACUAUGCUAGAUAUAUAUCUAGAAUUAUAAAGCCAGCAGAAAUUCUCACAAAUAUAUUUGAUUGUUUUGUAGAUAAUCUGACUGUAAUAAAUGAAAACAGCGAUGAAGACUAA
Cydia splendana is the source of this 1317-nucleotide messenger RNA. RefSeq lists its product as uncharacterized. Gene Ontology annotation, molecular function: zinc ion binding. The transcript has a single exon. NCBI's taxonomy places the organism in Eukaryota, Metazoa, Arthropoda, Insecta, Lepidoptera, Tortricidae. The record is from RefSeq and is a predicted model, not a curated record. The coding region runs from base 1 to 1317 and encodes 438 amino acids.